CUGGUAGAGAUGAAAAUGAUGCUCCUGGAAUGAGGGUUGGGCUGUUUCUGUGCGAAAGGGGUGAUAUAAACCCUAGUUGGUGUUCAAAGUAUGGAUCUUGAUUGGUUUGCGCUGAAGGGUAAGAUCUGGGGUUGAGUUUCUUGACGACAGAAACGAAGCUGAGGCGGUUCAAGUUCGUGGGGUUUGCAGAUCUGUGAUCCAACAACAUUCAGACACGCGCAUAAGAAUCUGGGUGCUUUUUGAUUGGAGGAUGAUUCCGAAGCUUUUCUUGUUUUUGUCCGGUGGAGAGAGGAAGAGAGAGAAAGAGUGACAGAAGAGAGUGAGCACACGCAGGCAAUUGUGUGAGGGUCAUGCCUUUGCGGGUGCGUGCUCACUUCUCUUCUGUCAGUCUCCACUUGCUUCCCUUUUUAGCAGUUUCCAAGUUGUUUCCUCUCUCUCCCUCUCGCUCUCAUUAAGAAAAGAUUUAUAUUUGCUGGGCCUUCUUGACACAUAAUUUUAUGUGUCCCCAGAGGAGGGCUGUGCUGAUUUCUCCAUCUGGCGGCUUCUUGGUCAUUCUGAAUCAGAAUCAUACGUUAUUUACUUUCAUACCUGGCCAGGUGUCCAUCUCGUAUCCACAUGUCUCUUGCUCUCUGAGGGUUCUGGAAAAGAAAGGAAAGCAAGCUUUGUGAAGGCGAUCGGUAGCUGAAAAACUUCUUUGGCUCUAUUCUCACUGUCUCUGGCGUUGGCAGGUUGAAGAUCAAGAGAAUUCAAGCGUGCCGAACGAUUAUCUCGGUCAUUGUUCGUGUGCUUCGUCUUUUCAUUGUUUUAUUAAUUUGCCAAAUGUUAGCUUUCCCUCGUUUAUCCAUCCAAGAAAUGCAUAGUUAAUAUCUCUUAAAGAAUGAAAAAUUGGGCAACUGGAGCGACUUUUCAUGGUUAUUUGCCUCGUUUCACUAUUCAUGUUUAACGGAAAAACUGCAAAAUUUUAUGCUUAGCACAUAGCCAACACAUACACACUCUCUCGCUCUCUCAUGUUUUUUCUUCAGCGGGAUGCAAUUUUCCUCAGAAGGCAAUAUGUGGAGGUAAGUUUUAUCGCAAUCUGGCGCUGAUGGUGGGUUCUUGAAUUUCCAUAUACGAAACCCUAUUUUGGGUUCAAGAAAUUCAAACCGAGAGAAAGUUUACUUAUAUUUCGUUUCUUGAAAUCUCAUCAAGCAUUAUUUUCCUGCAGCUUUUUGAAAAUCUUGUAGCAGAGAGGGGCUAGGACCUUCUGAAAUAUACAUUGUUUCCAGUACGAAUUGGCCCUAAAUAUGGCAAGAUCCAUCUCUUUCCUCUUUUGGGUCGAUGCACACUGUGUUAUUGCCAUGAGUGAAGAGAAGAUUUCAUGGGUUCUCUGGGCUUUGCUUUCUCCCUGGGGAGCACCAAAAUUUAAUUGCUUCUGUUUCCGACCGCGCGGCGGAGCAGGAUGGCCAUGGAGGAGGAAACAUUGAGCGUGAUAUCAAACGGCGAUAGGAACAUCUUAGUUGAAGGAUCAGAUUCAAAUGGCAGCGCCUUGCCAUCACGCUCAAGCAAUAAGCGCGCUCGGCAGAGUCCUAAUGGUGCGACCUCGAAAUUCAAAGGAGUCGUCCAGCAACAGAAUGGACACUGGGGAGCGCAAAUAUACGCCAACCACCAGAGAAUUUGGCUUGGGACCUUCAAGUCCGACGAGGAAGCGGCGAUGGCCUACGACAGCGCCGCCAUAAAGCUCCGGAGCGGGGAUCCGCACCGCAAUUUUCCGUGGUCAAAGCUCUCGGUCGAGGAGCUCAACUUCCAGAGCUGCUACUCCACCGAGGCCGUGCUCACCAUGAUCAAGGACGGCACCUACAAAUCCAAGUUCGCCGACUUUGUGAGGGCUCGGACCAACGCACCCCACCAGGAGGCGGGCCUCGACCUAGUCCUGGCCCACCCCAAUGGGGGGCUCGUGUGCAGGCAGCUCUUCCAGAAGGAGCUGACGCCUAGCGAUGUGGGGAAGCUGAACCGGCUCGUCAUCCCGAAGAAGUUUGCCAUGAAGUACCUCCCCCGCAUCUCGGGGGGCUUGGAGGCCGGGAAGGGCGAUGCGCCGCUGCAGCUCCGCACCUUGGGCCUGGAUGACGUGCAGCUGGUGUUCUACGACCGGUCGAUGCGGUCGUGGAAGUUCCGGUACUGCUACUGGAGCAGCAGCCACAGCUUCGUGUUCACGAGGGGUUGGAACCGGUUCGUGAAGGAGAAGGAGCUGAAGGCAAACGACACGGUCGCCUUCUACAUGUGCGAGUACCGAGAACCGCGGAAGGAAGGGAGGACGUUCUGCAUGAUCGAUGUGCACCGGAGGGACAAUAACGGCGGCGGGCUGGGUGAGAAGGCCAAGGGAAGCAUCGAGAUCAUGCCAGCGGAGGGUGAGAUGAAGGAUGAGAGCAGCAUGAAGAUGAAGAAGGGCCUCAAACUCUUUGGUGUUGUAAUCAGUUAAAAAAAAUCAAACACCCCCUGGCUUAAACAUGUUUUGAUUCUUGGGUUUUAGCCAACGGUGAGUCUUUUCAUUUAUUUGUUUCAUGUUUGUUCUAAGUUUAAUAUGGCAGAUGUGAGAGUUGGUGCUUCCCAAGUUGCUUAAGUCACAAACAAUGUGGUCUUGAAAAUGCCAAGAUUUACUUGGUGGAAUAGCAAAUUUAUUUCUCUA
This is a messenger RNA of Rhodamnia argentea, 2662 nucleotides long. Its product is annotated as AP2/ERF and B3 domain-containing transcription factor At1g51120-like. Gene Ontology annotation, molecular function: DNA-binding transcription factor activity; DNA binding. Bases 1439 to 2455 code for a protein of 338 amino acids. The transcript has 4 exons. The record is from RefSeq and is a predicted model, not a curated record. Lineage: Eukaryota; Viridiplantae; Streptophyta; Magnoliopsida; Myrtales; Myrtaceae. Gene Ontology annotation, biological process: regulation of DNA-templated transcription.